Molecule: messenger RNA, 1713 nt
Organism: Hansenula ciferrii
Lineage: Eukaryota; Fungi; Ascomycota; Saccharomycetes; Phaffomycetales; Wickerhamomycetaceae
Exons: 1
Coding region: 1-1713 (570 amino acids)
Source: RefSeq, a predicted model, not a curated record
AUGACAACCAAAAUAUUAUCAAUUGACCAUACUAAAGAACCAUUACUCACUUCAAUUUCUGCUUAUAAAGGUGACAAAGCUCGUUAUGAGAAAGAAUGGGUCCCAAAGAUCAAGGCUUAUAACAAGAAACUAUCUGAUGCAAUCCCAAAAGAAAACUUAGCUCCUGAAAGUUUAGUGCCUGCGGAUUUAGAUAAUGCUGCUUUCAAUGCAACUACUGUUCCUGAAAAGGUUCUUGAUGAUCAAAGUAUCAAGAUUACAAACUUGACUGCUACAGAAAUUGCUACCAAGGUUGCUAAAAGUGAACUAACCUCUUUAGAGGUGAUCACUGCUUUCAUCAAACGUGCCACUAUUGCACAUCAAUUGACAAAUUGUGCUAUGGAAAUCUUAUUUGAUGAUGGUAUCAAAAGAGCUAAAUACUUAGAUGAUUAUAUUGAAAAGAAUGGGAAAACAAUUGGUCCACUACAUGGGGUUCCAUUGUCGUUGAAAGAACAUUAUGAUUUCAAAGACCAUGUCACUCAUGCAGGUUUUGUUGGUUCUUUGGAUAGAGUAGCAACAGAAUUUUCAGUUACAAAUCAGAUUUUGUAUGAUCAAGGUGCUGUGUUUUAUAUUAGAACUACUGAACCACAAUGUUUGAUGCAUUUGGACAGUAUCAACAAUAUCACUGGUAGAGGAAGAAAUGCAUAUAAUACAUCAUUAAGUCCAGGUGGGUCAACAUCUGGUGAAGCUGCAUUAAUUGCAUUGAAAGGUUCACCUUUAGGUGUUGGAUCUGAUAUUGGGGGAUCAAUACGUUGUCCUGCUGCGUUCAACAAUAUUUGGGGUCUUAAACCAAGUACUAAGAGAUUAUCGCUAGUUGGCUGUUAUUUUGCUAGUUACAAUACAUUUCAAGAGUCUAUUGGAUGUGUUUUGGGUCCUAUGAGUAAUUCUGUUGAAGAUUUAGAAUUGUUCAUGAGGUCAUAUUUAGAUACCAAACCAUGGGUAAAAGAUCAAUAUUGUGUUCCAAUUCCUUGGAGAGAAGUUUCAACCCCCAAAGCUCAAGAACUGACCAUCGGUAUUGUCUAUGAUGAUGGUGUUGUUAAACCCCACCCUCCUGUUUUACGUGCGUUGAAAGAGGUUGAAAAUAAGCUUAAAGCUUCUGGUGUUAAUGUCGUCACAUGGGAUUCUCAUAGAGUUUACGAAGCUUGUGAAGUUGUUAACGCGUUAUACACCGCUGAUGGUAAUUAUGCAGCAAUUGGUAAACUGAAUGACUCUGGAGAACCAUUGGCUCCAUUAAGUGAACUUUAUCUACAAUUUGGUAAAGGUGAUAAGGGUCUAACUGUAACUGAAAACCAAUUCUAUAAUAAUACCAGAGAAGUUUUACGUCAUGAAUAUUCAGAAUUGUUUAAAAAAAGAGGUGUUGAUUUCAUUAUUGCACCAACAUAUGUUGGAACUGCUUCAAAACCUUCAUUAAUUAAAUACUGGGGUUAUACUUCAUUAUGGAACAUUUUGGAUCAAACUUGUGUCACAUUUCCAUCAGGUGUUUUUGGUGAUAAAUCAAUUGAUAAGAAGGACACAAGUUAUAAACCAAGAAAUGAAUAUGAAGAAUUUGAAUAUAAUCUUUAUGAUGAAGAUGAUUCUGAUGGUAUGCCAGUUGGAUUGACUCUAGUUGGUAAGCGUUAUACAGAAGAAGAAUCCUUAAAAGCUGCUAAAGUUAUCUCUGAUAUCUUGAAAGUUUGA